AUGGCUGCGCUCCAAGUGCUUUCGUCGCCCGAGCUCCUGCGGUUAACGAGCCACUUUCAGCACGGCGUGCCACUCUCCCUGCGCCGGCUUCUUCGCACUGUUGGCCAUAUCCAGCUCUUCUUUGACACGACACAUAAAUCUUCAUCGCGCCGCCCAGCGUUGUACUACACAAAGCUCCCCAACGCGCUCCUCACUCGCAUGGGUGGCACGAAGUCGGACGCACUGCCGGCACGGGCCCUGCGCCUGCCCAACCACCGCGUGAGUCCCCUCCAGUUGGCGCUGCACGUGUCGAUUGCGCUCAGCCAGCGCGUCGACGUCACCGCGCUCGCAACGUACGCGCCACAGUGCCUCGGGCCCGACACGCUUGCCCUCGCGGUUGCGAUGGACGACCACGCGACUGUCGAGCUUCUCGCGCCGCUUGUUUCGGACGCUGCGAUGGCCAUGAACCUCGCUGCCGCGCGGGGAAGUCUCCCGCUUCUGACGUGGCUGCACCAGCACGGAGCCAGCUGCACGCGGGCGGCCAUGGACGGCGCCGCCGCGAACGGCCAUCUGGACAUUGUGUCGUUUCUCCAUCAUCACCGCAGUGAGGGCUGUUCAACGAGUGCCCUCAGCGCAGCGGUCGCCAACGGCCACAUUGACGUCGUGCGGUUCCUCGUUGCGCACCGAAGCGAGGGCUUGAACCGAACCCUGUGGUUUGAGAUGCCCGCAGAGACCUCGGCGCGCGUCGGCACGGGGCACUUGGAAGCGGUCCAGUGCGUCGUCGACGCUGGCUGGACAAGUUUGGCAGAGCAAGGCCUGGAGACGAUGACACGUCAGUAUGGCCUGCCCGCGCUGCGUCUCUUCCUCGCCCUCGGCAUCCAACGUGUGACCAAGCGAACGCUCGAGAUGGCCGUCGACAUGCGGGACCGCGACCUCUUGCUGUUUGUCGUGUCUUCGCUUGUAGCCGAGAGCCACAAGACGUGGAACGAAGACGGUACGUGGACGCCGCCAUCCGCUCUCGACGACGAUCUGGGCGUGUCGCUGUGGGAACUCUUCCUCGCUAGCUGGCACCGCUGCGUGGCUAUGGACAUUGCAGCGAUGCACGGCGACCUUAUGACGAUGGAAAUGCUCCAUCGGCUGCGGCUCAAGAGUGCGUCGCCCAAGGCCCUCGAGUAUGCGUGCUGCUACGGCCACCUCGAUGCGGCGAAAUGGCUGGUCGCACACGGCUAUGACGGCGCACGAGACAACGCGAUAGCGCUUGCUGCGGCCAACAGUCAUGUGGACACUGUGGCCUGGCUCCACGAGGAAUGCAUCCAGCCGAUCACCGCCACGGCCAUGAGCACCGCAGCGGCCAACGGGCACAUGUCGGUGGUAUCGUACAUGCUGACGCGGCCGCUGCCAACGUUCACGGACGACUGUGUCACGCUGACGACGACGGUGCUAUCCGUCCGAGCACAAGACUUUGUGAUGACGCACGGCUUUCCUGGGGAUGCCGCGCUGCAAAAUGGACACUGGGACAUUGUCGAGCUCUUGCAGCAUGCCGAGCCAACAUAAUGGCAGAGUGAUUUCACAAACAGCAAACCCUAAUUUACAAACGCGUCAACGCGAUUUGAAAUGCA
Saprolegnia diclina VS20 is the source of this 1598-nucleotide messenger RNA. RefSeq lists its product as hypothetical. Lineage: Eukaryota; Oomycota; Saprolegniomycetes; Saprolegniales; Saprolegniaceae. The coding region runs from base 1 to 1533 and encodes 510 amino acids. The transcript has a single exon. The record is from RefSeq and is a predicted model, not a curated record. Gene Ontology annotation, molecular function: protein binding.